Molecule: messenger RNA, 591 nt
Organism: Symbiodinium necroappetens
Lineage: Eukaryota; Dinophyceae; Suessiales; Symbiodiniaceae
Source: the annotation of a GenBank genome assembly
AUGGGCGAGCAGGCCACGUAUGGCCCCAGCUACCGCGGUGGCCUCGCGCCACCACCGGAGUGGUGGCUUCAGUUUGUCCAUGUUUUCGCUCCAGGCCAGCUAGCACAGCUGCAGCAAGCCUACAACAACACGUGGGCUCAACCAUGCCACUGGCCAAUGCACCAGUCCACAUAUCCUGUCAACCCCAACCCAUAUUACUCCACACCCACAGCAUUCGCACAUCCACCACCCUUUUGCCCGGCCCCACUGCCACUUCACAUCCACCAGCCUUUCCCGCAGCCCCCGGCUUCACAUGCACAGCCAUCCCCAAUCCAGCGCCCUGUUGCCACUCCCGCACACGCAUGUCCCCCAAAUCCAAUCCCACCAUUCACAUCGACUCCUGCGCAACCUUCGUGGGCAGACCUAUCGGAGGAGCUCGCUCCAGUUAACCAGAGGGAGGAAUUGCCUACUUUGCUUCCCAAGCCCAAUAAGGGCAAGGGGAAGGGCAAGGGAUCAAGCCAGAAGCCCAAAGGCAAUGGCAAAGGCAACAAGCCUCGCAACGGCUUCAAUCACUCCUGGAGCUACGACUACUACAAUUCAUACUGGUACUGA